AUGGUUUUCGAGGCACAGCGCCAGCUCUUUGCUCGCUCCGAGCGAGUCAAGGGCAUCGACUUCCACCCGACCGAGCCAUGGAUUCUCACAACCCUUUACAGCGGCCAUGUCUACAUCUGGUCGUAUGAGACCCAGCAGGUGGUCAAGACCUUCGAGCUCACUGAUGUCCCGGUCCGUGCCGGUCGCUUCAUUGCGCGCAAGAACUGGAUUGUCUGCGGGUCGGAUGAUUUCCAAAUCCGGGUCUACAACUACAACACGAGCGAGAAGAUUGCUUCAUUCGAGGCGCAUCCCGACUACAUCCGUGCCAUCUGCGUUCACCCAACACAACCGUUCGUGCUCACCGCCAGUGAUGAUAUGACCAUCAAGCUUUGGGACUGGGAGAAGGGGUGGAAGAAUGUUAGGGUGUUCGAGGGCAACUCACACUAUGUGAUGUCGCUCGCGAUCAACCCCAAGGACACCAACACUUUUGCCUCCGCUUGCUUGGAUAGGACUGUCAAGAUCUGGAGUUUGGGAUCAUCCACACCCAACUUCCAGUUGGAAGCGCAUGAGACGAAGGGCGUCAACCACGUUGACUACUAUCCCCACAGCGACAAGCCGUACCUCCUCACCACCUCAGACGAUCGGACGGUAAAAAUCUGGGAUUACACAACGAAGAGCUUGAUCGCGACGCUAGAAGGCCACACGAACAACGUCUCGUUUGCUUGCUACCACCCUGAAUUGCCCAUCAUUAUCUCGGGUUCCGAAGAUGGUACCGUGAGGAUAUGGAACGCCAACACCUACCGCCAUGAGCAAUCUUUGAACUACGGGUUAGAGAGAGCGUGGUGUGUGUCUUAUCAAAAGGGCAAGCAAGGCAUUGCUGUGGGCUUCGACGAUGGCUCGGUUGUGAUUAAGCUCGGUCGCGAGGAACCGGCGGUGUCGAUGGACAGUUCUGGCAAGAUCAUUUGGGCUCGCCAUAACGAGGUUGUUUCUGCAGUCAUCAAAGGCGGUGAGGCGACCAAGGACAACGAACCGAUCAACCUCAGCACGAAAGAGUUGGGCAAUGCCGAAGUCUACCCGCAAGGUCUUAUCCACUCGCCAAACGGCCGGUUUGCCGCCAUCUGCGGUGACGGCGAGUACAUUAUUUAUACCGCCCUGGCGUGGCGCAACAAGGCGUUUGGCCAAGCUCUCGACUUUGUCUGGGCGUCCAAGGACAACUCUAACGACUUUGCGAUCCGGGAGUCGGCCACCAGCAUUAAGGUGUUCAAAAACUUCCAGGAGAAGAAGGGCGGGCUGGAUGUUCCUUUUGCGGCGGACGGGCUCACUGGAGGUGUACUCCUCGGUGUCAAGGGCCAAGGGGGUGUUUCCUUCUACGACUGGGCGACGGGUGGCCUUGUCCGGCGCAUCGAGGUCGAGCCUAAGCAAGUAUACUGGAGUGAGAGCGGAGAGCUGGUCGCUCUUGCUUGCGAGGACACGACCUACGUUUUGCGAUUUUCCCGGGACAGCUACAACGAGGCUCUGCAGGCCGGCCAGGUCGACGAUGAUGGCGUCGAGGCUGCCUUUGACGUGGUAACCGACAUCAGCGAGAGCAUCCGGUCGGCCGAAUGGCUCGGCGAUGUCUUGAUCUACACCAACGGCACGAACCGGCUUAACUACUUGGUGGGCGACCAAACCUACACUGUCGCGCACUUCGACAAGCCCAUGUACAUUCUCGGCUACCUGCAGCGCGACAGCCGGAUUUACCUCACCGACAAGGAUCUUUCCGUCACAUCGUUUGCGCUCUCUCUCCCGGUAUUGGAGUACCAGACGUUGGUCCUCCGUGAGGACAUGGAGACCGCCGCAGAGUUACUCCCUAGCAUUCCCCAAGACCAGCUCAACAAGAUCGCCCGUUUCCUGGAGGGCCAGGGCCAUAAGGAGUUGGCGCUCGAAGUGGCCACCGAUCCGGAGCACAAGUUCGACCUUGCCCUUGCCUUGAACCAAUUGGACAUUGCUCUCCAACUGGCACGCAAGGCCGACAUCGACCACAAGUGGAAGACUCUUGGAGACGCUGGCCUCGCUGCGUGGGACCUGCCCCUCGCCACCGAAUGCUUCGUGAACGCCAAGGAUCUUGGCUCGCUGCUAUUGCUGUACACCUCGACCUCGGAUCGCGACGGCCUCGCCAAGCUGGCCGAGCAAGCGGCAGAGGCGGGAGCGCACAAUGUCGCUUUCAGCUCCAGGUGGUCACUAGGAGACGUACCCGGGUGUAUUGACGUGCUCGUCAAGACGGACCGUUUGGCGGAAGCGGUGCUUUUCGCUCAGACUUAUCAACCGAGCCUGGCCCCCGAGCUGGCUCAGAAGUGGAAGGCGAGCCUCGAGAAGAACAAGAAGGGUCGCGUGGCUAAGGCAUUGGGUGUCCCUGGGGAGGAUGAUGAGCUUUUCCCCGAGUGGGAGAAGUGGCUGAAGUUGGAGAAGGACGGGCCUGCUGCGACAAAUGGAACCAAGGCCGAGGAGGAGGAAGAGGACGAUGACGAUGAUGACGACGAAGAAGAAGAGGAGGAGGAGGAAGAUGAUGACGAGGAGGAGGAGGACAGUGAUGAGGAUGUUGAAUGA
Dichotomopilus funicola is the source of this 2565-nucleotide messenger RNA. RefSeq names its product coatomer WD associated region-domain-containing protein. Bases 1 to 2565 code for a protein of 854 amino acids. The record is from RefSeq and is a predicted model, not a curated record. Gene Ontology annotation, cellular component: COPI vesicle coat. Gene Ontology annotation, biological process: intra-Golgi vesicle-mediated transport; intracellular protein transport; retrograde vesicle-mediated transport, Golgi to endoplasmic reticulum. The transcript is spliced from 8 exons. Lineage: Eukaryota; Fungi; Ascomycota; Sordariomycetes; Sordariales; Chaetomiaceae. Gene Ontology annotation, molecular function: structural molecule activity; protein binding.